This is a messenger RNA of Lates calcarifer (barramundi perch), 1714 nucleotides long. RefSeq names its product solute carrier family 30 member 7 (gene slc30a7). NCBI's taxonomy places the organism in Eukaryota, Metazoa, Chordata, Actinopteri, Centropomidae. Gene Ontology annotation, biological process: intracellular zinc ion homeostasis; zinc ion transport; transmembrane transport. Gene Ontology annotation, molecular function: zinc ion transmembrane transporter activity. Bases 114 to 1280 code for a protein of 388 amino acids. The record is from RefSeq and is a predicted model, not a curated record. Gene Ontology annotation, cellular component: membrane; Golgi apparatus. The transcript has 11 exons.
UGUAAACGCCUUUAUUGUGAAAUCUGAUCGAGCCGGAAGUUGACAGUUAGCAUACCGUAGCUAAGUCUACGUAGUAAGUGUGUGUGUGUGCGUGUGUGUGUCCAGGUGUGAAGAUGUUACCUUUAUCUAUUAAAGACGACGAGUACAAACCCGCCAAGUUUAACCUGCUGGUGAAGCUCUCAGGAUGGUUCAGGUCCAUCCUGGCGGAUAAAACCUCCCGGAACCUGUUCUCCUUCCUCUGCCUCAACCUGUCCUUCGCCUUCGUGGAGCUCAUGUACGGCAUCUGGAGCAACAGUUUAGGUCUGAUCUCAGACUCCUUCCACAUGUUCUUUGACUGCACCGCUCUGCUGGCAGGUCUGGCAGCCUCCGUCAUCUCCAGGUGGAGAUCCAACGACAGCUUCUCCUACGGUUAUGUCAGAGCUGAGGUGUUGGCGGGCUUCGUCAACGGACUCUUCCUCAUCUUCACAGCUUUCUUCAUCUUCUCUGAAGGAGUCGAGAGAGCUCUAGAGCCUCCUGACGUUCAUCAUGAGCGGCUGCUUCCUGUCUCUGUGGCCGGUCUGCUGGUGAACCUGGUCGGGAUCUUUGUGUUCCAGCACGGAGGACACGGACACUCACAUGGAGACGAAGGUCACGGUCACAGUCACUCUCUCUUUAACGGCAGUCUGAAUCACGGCCACAGUCACGGACACGACCACCACAGCAAACACGGACAUGGACACGGACACGGACACGGACACAGCCAUGACGAUCAUGGACACAGUCAUGGAGGACACGGACACAGCCACGAGGAGCCACACUGUCACGAUGAGCUGCUGCACACGCCGGGGAAAGGCUCCAGUAAACAGAUCCUACAGGGUGUCCUCCUCCACAUCAUCGCUGACACUCUGGGCAGCAUUGGUGUGAUCAUCUCUGCUCUGCUGAUGCAGAAAUAUGACCUGAUGAUCGCCGACCCCAUCUGCUCCAUGCUGAUCGCCAUCCUCAUCGGAGUCAGUGUGGUGCCUUUACUGAAGGAGUCCAUCGGGAUCCUGAUGCAGCGGACCCCUCCCUCUCUGGACCAUGCCCUGCCUGAGUGUUACCAGAGGGUGCAGCAGCUGCAGGGAGUGUACAACCUGCAGGAGCCUCACUUCUGGACUCUGUGUACGGAUGUUUACAUCGGGACGUUAAAGCUGCUCGUCGCCCCCGACGCCGACACCCGCUGGAUCCUCAGCCAGACUCACCACAUCUUCACACAGGCCGGGGUUCGACAGCUCUAUGUUCAGAUCGACGUAGCAGCCAUGUAGAAGCUCCGCCUCCUUGAUGACAACUGGGACCAAUCAGAUUCAGUCUAACCCCCCCCCCCCGCAGAGAGACUGAGACCAGGGCCGUGGGGGGGGGCACUGAGAACUGUGAUCUGAUGAACUCAAACAGCCCCUCCCCCUCCUGUUUUUUUUUUUUAAUUUUUUAUUUUACCUGUCCGUGACAGCGGACAGCCUGACCCCUGACCCCUGACCCCCCUCCACCGGAGCAAAGUGCCUUCAUCAUCAAUCAGAGACAAUCUGAGCCCCUCCCCCCUCCUCUGUGACAUCACCAGACUGCUGCCAGCUGAUUGGUCUGUGGUGAGUGAGUGUGAUGUCACAGCGUGUUUUUAACGUGCCAAACCAUGUGACCAAACAUGUGACCACUCACAGGUCUCAGUCUUUUUUUUUCAACUGUAAUAAAUCAUCUGAUUAUUGAU